Molecule: messenger RNA, 3453 nt
Organism: Kwoniella shivajii
Lineage: Eukaryota; Fungi; Basidiomycota; Tremellomycetes; Tremellales; Cryptococcaceae
Exons: 3
Coding region: 1-3453 (1150 amino acids)
Biological process (GO): retrograde vesicle-mediated transport, Golgi to endoplasmic reticulum
Cellular component (GO): Dsl1/NZR complex
Molecular function (GO): SNARE binding
Source: RefSeq, a predicted model, not a curated record
AUGUCAGAUGAGAUAGAAGAACCUUCCACAGCUUUAUUAGAACCUAUAUCUACAAUUCAACCAUUAUCACCCACCGAAGUCUUAGCUUUACCUCCUUCAGAAAUCACUCCUUCCUUACUCGAAAGUUCAUUCACACCUCUAUCAGAUGCAGAGGCUUUAGCAUUUUCUUCAAAUUUGAUAUCAUCAGGAAAACUGGAUAAUUCUUCGAUCGUAAGGUCGAUCAUCCAAUUUGGGCAAUCUCGAAGCUCAAGUGAAUAUGAAAGGCUGGAACAAGAGAUUGGAGAAGACAGAUAUGAAGAUGAUGCAAGGAAUCGCAUAGGGGAAGAUAAGGUUCGAGAAGAAUUGAUAAGGGGAUGGACCAUAUUGGAAGAAGUAAAACGAAGGCUGGAUACUUGGGAUAUAAUAUUACCGAAACCAGCUCCAGCUGUAUCUUCACCCGUGGAUGAGCAAGAAGAGAAAGAGGAGAUUACGAUCGAUCCAACUCAAGAAGAAGAAAUGGAAUUGGACGAUCCAUGGGGUGAAGAAGACGUAGAAGAUGAUCAUUCAAAGGGAAUUCAGACUCCUUCUGCUCUAUUAGAUGAUCCAUGGAAUGCGUCAACUUCCAAUCCAUCUUCUUCACCGACAACAGCAACUGCCAAAUUAAAUAUUGAACCUCCUUCAUCUUCCGACAAUUCGCCACCAUCAAUCUCGUUACCAUUGACCUCCUUCCUAACUCAACCUAUUCCACUCUCAGCUUUAGAUUUAGCUUCUACGUCCUCCUUAACAGCUCUAAAGGUCGUUUGUCAAAGGCAUCACCAAGUGAUAUACCCUUUUAGAUUCGCAAUUAUAGAAGCUGUACCAGGAUGGGUUAGUCCCGUUGAAAUUGAAAAAGAAGGAUUACUCCCUUCUUUGGGAAAUGAUGAUAAUGAAAAGUGGAUACAACCUAUAUCAAUUAAUCCGCCAUCGUUGUUUCCAAUUCUUUCAAAAUUCUACCUCCCUCCUACCUAUACUUACAUAUCGCCGACGAUACAGUCAAUACCUACAGUGUUAUCGAGUCAAGAUCUCACAAACUGGUAUAUCAAUCACAUACUCUCGCUUGAUUCCUUGGGAAUACUAGAUAAUCAAUUGGCAUGGGUCCAACACGGUGCUUCGUUGGGUGUGAUAGGAUUAGAUGAAAUAGGGGAAGAUCUAUCUUUGUUAUCAAGAUUAGUCUAUGAUGGUAAUUUGACUCCGUCACAACACUCUCAAUGGACAUUGGGUAAUUGGCAAAAAUCGUCUUCUGAUCAAAUCAUCAAUGCUUAUGUAUCCAACUCUACUCCAGAAGGUAUAGUAGGGGAUAUAAAAAGACUGGUCUUACCUUAUUUAUACGUAUUGGAAUCAAGAGCUGAAAGAGCUGGAAAGUCAGAUCCAACGAUAAAAGAAAAGUUAUUACAUGAUUCGAUAUUAUCAUUACCUCUGCAUUUGGCGUUACCAAUAUUUGAAUCUUCCAAAGCGACAUUGCCUUUAUCUGAACGGAUAAUCAAGAAUGAUUUAGAUGUUGCAAGAUUAGCUUUAUCAAUCUUAUAUGGAACUCAAGAAAAAUCAAAAGCAACUAAUAUUUGGUCCAUCAUGUCAUCCAUAUUUGAAUGUUUACCCGUAUGGGAAUUAAAUGGAACCGAUGAAAUAUCAGAUUCAGAAUUGACUUCAACUACAUUAGAGUCAAUCGCGAAUUUUAUUAGACCAACUACAACUUCACCAAUACCAACUUCGAAAGAUUUAUGGUUAUUCUUUCAUCCAUUACCAUUCGCAAGUCUUUCAAGAGCUUUAGAUAUCUUGGACGUACAUUUGGAAUCAGGUGAAAUAUUAUCGAAGUGGAAUAUAUAUGUUCAACUAAGUUUCUUGUUACAAUCUAGUAAAAAUCAGAAAGAUCAAUUUCAAUUAGCGGAAAAUUUAGUCAGGAAACAACUGGGUAAGAAUUUAGAUGAAAAUGGUUGGAAAAAACUAUGGGAUGAUAUGAACAGAUUAUCUGGUGGUCAAGACGCUUUACUCAGAGGUGCGCUAGGAAUGUUAGAUCAAAAUGAAAGAGCGAAGAUAUACCUGGGUGGUGUACUUAGCUCGGGAAACUUUGACAUAGCUAGGAAAAUGAUCAGAAAACUUUCCGCGUCAAAUGUCGUGAAUGAUAAAGUGAUAGAAGAGGUGGUACUAGAAACUUCGAAAGAAUUUUACCUUUCUGCGGAAAGUGGGAAUAUACAUACUGGUGAAAUGAAAUUAGCUUAUGAUGUUCUAAGCGUUGCACCACAAACACCUAAAAUCACCUCUGAGAAAUCAUACAUCGAAGCUACAUCCAGACUGACGACAUUCUCUUCGAUAUCACUCACCCCAACCGAGAUUCGACAUACCUCAAACUCAUUGAGGUUGAUCGAAAGGGUCAUAGAGUCUUCUGAAGAUGCAUACAAACAUCCUGAUAUUAUACUGGAUUUAUCCAAUAAACUAGGUGCAAGUUCUGAAGUCGAAAUCGGUUUAGUAAGAGCUAUGAUUGGAAGAAAAGCCUUGAAUAAAAAUGAUUGGGUAAGAUCUAAAGAAAGCAUUCAAGGUAUGAUUGAGAUAAUCCGUAAUCGAAGUCGUCGGAACAACAGAAAUCAUCCCAAAUCAGAUAGUAUAACCCCGAUCUCAUCUAUAACACAAUCUACCACACCGUCGAAGUUGGAUUUUGAUAGUAGGCUCAACAAUCAAGAAGAUCAAUUGAUCAAAGAAAUAUGGGAAUUAUCAUUUUCAUUAUCAACUCAAAUUGAUUAUUAUGAUAUCAAAUCUAAAUUGAUAUUAUUGUCAUAUUCGUUAGAAUUAUGUCCAUCAUCUUCUAUCCCCAGCGUCCUGACAACUUUCAAGGUUUUAGAAGGAGGUAGAAUCAAAUUAGACGAAGCUUCAAAGCGAAGACGUGAAGCUGGAAUUUCAACGCCUAAUAUACCGCUUACCCCUUCAUCGUUGAAUGAGAACGAACAAGAUCAAGCCGAUAGAUAUUUCAAUCAAUCACAAUCACAUCAAGGAGAAGAAGAGAGAGUAUUAGGUUCGAGAACAGCGGCUAAAGCAGCUAAAUUAGCCAUGGAUUUAAGUGGAAGAUAUGGUUUAAGUGUUAAUAACUUAAGAACUAAAGCUGCGGGAUACCAUUCUCCAAUCAUGGCAAGUAACCCCGUUUUGUCCCAGUUACCAUUCAACCUUUCUCGAUCCUCAUCAAGAUCACCUAAUCCAUCAUCACGAACUCCAAUACCAUCGUCGAUACCGAUACCGAUAAGGUCGGAAGAUGAUAGAUCAGAUGCAGGAAGUGAGCACUCAACAAACACAUCAAGGGGACCGUCCCACGCACAUGCUCCAAGAGAAUUAUUUGAAGGUAUAGGUGCAGAUGAAGCUGAAAGAGUUAGACUAGGAGCUAGGAGAGCGCUAGUGAGAGGGGUGGGUUGGUUGUUAGGCGCAGAAGAAGGUGAGAUAACUGGGGAGUGA